Molecule: messenger RNA, 2090 nt
Organism: Pongo pygmaeus (Bornean orangutan)
Lineage: Eukaryota; Metazoa; Chordata; Mammalia; Primates; Hominidae
Gene: PRDX4
Product: peroxiredoxin 4
Exons: 7
Coding region: 108-905 (265 amino acids)
Biological process (GO): cell redox homeostasis; hydrogen peroxide catabolic process; cellular response to stress
Cellular component (GO): endoplasmic reticulum; cytosol
Molecular function (GO): thioredoxin peroxidase activity
Source: RefSeq, a predicted model, not a curated record
GAGGGCGCGCCCCGGCUCGCGCGGGCGUCGUGCACGCGGUUGUAGCUGCCUGGCGGCGGGAGAAGCCGCGCUCGCGCCAAGGGACGUGUUUCUGCGCUCGCGUGGUCAUGGAGGCGCUGCCGCUGCUAGCCGCGACAACUCCGGACCACGGCCGCCACCGAAGGCUGCUUCUGCUGCCGCUACUGCUGUUCCUGCUGCCGGCUGGAGCUGUGCAGGGCUGGGAGACAGAGGAGAGGCCCCGGACCCGCGAAGAGGAGUGCCACUUCUACGCGGGUGGACAAGUGUACCCGGGAGAGGCAUCCCGGGUAUCGGUCGCCGACCACUCCCUGCACCUAAGCAAAGCGAAGAUUUCCAAGCCAGCGCCCUACUGGGAAGGAACAGCUGUGAUCGAUGGAGAAUUUAAGGAGCUGAAGUUAACUGAUUAUCGUGGGAAAUACUUGGUUUUUUUCUUCUACCCACUUGAUUUCACAUUUGUGUGUCCAACUGAAAUUAUCGCUUUUGGCGAUAGACUUGAAGAAUUCAGAUCUAUAAAUACUGAAGUGGUAGCAUGCUCUGUUGAUUCACAGUUUACCCAUUUGGCCUGGAUUAAUACCCCUCGAAGACAAGGAGGACUUGGGCCAAUAAGGAUUCCACUUCUUUCAGAUUUGACCCAUCAGAUCUCAAAGGACUAUGGUGUAUACCUAGAGGACUCAGGCCACACUCUUAGAGGUCUCUUCAUUAUUGAUGACAAAGGAAUCCUAAGACAAAUUACUCUGAAUGAUCUUCCUGUGGGUAGAUCAGUGGAUGAGACACUACGUUUGGUUCAAGCAUUCCAGUACACUGACAAACAUGGAGAAGUCUGCCCUGCUGGCUGGAAACCUGGUAGUGAAACAAGUGAAAUUGUACUUCUUGGGAGCUCUCACUGAUCUCUGGGAACUUGGACACCUAGGACGUGCCUGUGAUUGGAGAUGAUGUUUUCAUCAGUCACAGAGGGUUUUGCUGCACCUCCGGGGGAAGUGCCCCCUACCUUGAAGAUGGGUCUGAAAUGCUUUUUAAGGCUUCUUAAGCUGCUGCUUAAGCCAGCAGCUUCUGAUUCAUAUUUCUUUCUAUAAGCCUCAUAAUCAACAAAUGUAAACUAACGUGACUGAUUUAUACUUUAAGGUACCUACUGGUCAAAGUACCUUUAAUGUGUAAUUUCAAAUCUCCUUUGAGAUCCAUCAGAUCAACAUAGAGAUGAGUAAGUUUGCUAUUGUAACAUUAACUUUGACCUCAAAGGCAAAACUGUUUUGCAAACCCAUCAGAAAUUGAUUCAGAAUCAGUCAAUUACAAAAGUUACAAUAAGUUAUUUUUAUAUAUAUAAAGAUAGAUGUACUUUACCUAUAACUAGCAAGUAACAUAAUGUGAGGUAAAAUUAUAUUGGAAAUUUUUUUAAAGUCUAACAGGUUUCUAAGGCUGUGAUGCUCUUAGAGGGAACACAACAGUAUUCAUUAACCAUUGACAGUAGUGCUUGAUGUAUUUGAGUUUGGGUUUUUGUUUUUUUUUUUUACUUUGCAGCUUGAGAUUUAAAAGUUGUAUUCUGGACUUUAGUAAGCCCUUAGUGAACACCUGCCUCCUUUUCAGAUAUUGUGGCAUACCAUCAUUUUAGCAGCAAAUGAUUUUAAGAGUACAUUAACAUCUGUAGCCAUGCUCUCUAAAUGUGUUUGACUUAAUUAGAUCAAACCUGAAGAUACCAUGAAAGCCUGGUGGCCAAGAGAGGAGCUGUAAGUAAGUUUUGGGGUGCUUGAGUACAGAUGUUAAUUUAUUCACAAAAAAUAAAAAUAUUUGUCUUUUGGAAUAGCCGAAAUUAGUAGGUAGGACAAAUCUCAUUUUUUUCUAAAUAUACAAUCUGAUAUACAAAAAUAAUUUUUAGUCAAGGCAUGGGCAACUAAUAUCAGACUACUCAUUAUGUACUUUGGCUUUAAAAUAAAUUAUUUCCUUUUUUUUGUUUUGUUUUAACAGAUAAUCCCAGAUCCAGCUGGAAAGCUGAAGUAUUUCGAUAAACUGAAUUGAGAAAUACUUCUUCAAGUUAUGAUGCUUGAAAGUUCUCAAUAAAGUUCACGGUUUCAUUACCA